ACUUUAAUUUAAGACGUCAAAUUAUUGAGUUGUCUAAAUAUAAAAUUUAAACACAAAAUUUUAAAAUGCUCAAUUUUACAAACAAAUUAGUGACGAAAAGUUUAUUAUUUUCAUACCGACCGUAUUUAGUAAAGGAAGGAUUCAAAAAUUUGUCAACUAAUACAUCCAGAAACAUUAAAAGGGGUACUUUCAGACUUGGACUUACAGGUAUUACAGUAGGAGCUCUGGUCGGUACCGGCUAUUCUAUUCAUUAUAUGAAUAAGCCUCGAGCACAUAUAUUAAAUGAAGAAACCACAAUAGCUCAAGUGAAGGACCUACCAUCCAUAAAACCUACUAGAUUUGUAAAAAAUGUUGAAGAUAAGGGAUUGGAAUUAACACUAUACCAAUACCAAACAUGUCCAUUCUGCUGUAAAGUAAGGGCUUUUUUGGAUUAUUAUGGUAUUUCAUACAAUUUGGUUGAAGUUGACCCUGUGUUAAGACAAGCAAUAAAAUGGUCACCUUAUAGAAAAGUCCCAAUUUUAGUGGCUAAAACAGAGGAUGGAUAUCAGCCUUUAAUUGACAGUACCAUGAUAGUAUCAGCAUUGGCGUCAUACUUAUUUGAAGAUAACAAAAAAGACUUACCUGAAAUUGUAAAGUGUUUUCCAAGUGUUAGUUAUGUAGAUGACGAUGGAUUCAAGAAGAAUGAAAUUAUGAAUAGAUAUUUUAUUAUGUUAAAUAACAGGAAAGAUCUUCAAGCCAUUGAACAAAAAAGCAGCGAAGAAAGAAAAUGGCGUAAAUGGGCUGACAGUGUGCUUGUUCAUACAUUAUCGCCUAAUGUAUAUAGAACCUCCGAAGAAGCACUUCAGUCAUUUAACUGGUUUUCAGAUGUAGGCGAAUGGGAAGCCAACUUUCCUGCUUGGGAGCGGUAUCUUAUGAUAUAUGUAGGAGCAUCAGCAAUGUGGUUAAUUGGAAAGAGACUUAAAAAGAGGCAUAAUCUGAAGGAUGAUGUAAGACAAUCUCUAUAUGAUGAGUGCAAUUAUUGGCUUAGAGCAGUGAAAUCCAAAGGUGGUCAGUUUAUGGGUGGACAAACACCCAAUUUAGCAGAUUUGGCUGUUUACGGAGUUCUUAGCAGUAUUGAAGGUUGCUUAGCUUUUAAAGAUUUAUUAAACAACACCAAAAUUGGACCCUGGUAUUUCGGAAUGAAAAAAUGUAUUUCAGAGCAUGAAGGUGCAAAGUCAAUUUAAAGUCUCAUUGUUAUGGAUUCAAUCAUUUAUAUAAAGGUGAAUUAAAGUUAAAUAAUGUGAUAUAAGUAUAUGAUGUAAGUUGUUUUUAAUAAAGGAAAAAUACAUUUUUAACACUUUUAUUUGAAUGAAUGAAUCUAAUUAAGUUUGUGUUUGUAUAUACCUAUUUACAUUUAUCCGAAUAAAGUUUAAACAAAACUAUUUAUUACAUAAUUGUGUUACAA
Messenger RNA from Diabrotica balteata, 1444 nucleotides. The record is from the annotation of a GenBank genome assembly. Lineage: Eukaryota; Metazoa; Arthropoda; Insecta; Coleoptera; Chrysomelidae.